AUGUAUAACAAUGCUGACAAAGGAAGGUUCAUGAAUGUAUAUGCCCUUAGCCAAUUCCAGUUUCAUGUAACUGGUGCAGACGAUGAUGUUGAGGUGAAUUUGAUGAUGAAAUCAUGCUCAUGUGGUGUAGUCCAGCUCAUAGGCAUACCUUGUCCCUAUGCUGGUGCAGCAGCUAUAGAGCGUGGGGUGAACCUAUACUCUUUGUGUUCACUGUUUUACAUUAUUGAUUCAUGGAGGAAUUCGUAUAAAGAAACCAUUUACCUAAUUGGGAACAAGGAUGAUUGGAUAAUUCCAGAUGACAUUAAGAAUAUGGUAGUCGGUGUACCCAUAGAUAAACAAGUUGGUCAUCCAAAGAAGCCAAUGAUAGGAAGACCAAGGACAAACUGUUGGCUAUCCAGCAGGGAAAAAGAUGUGAAAAUGCAUAAGUGUCAUAGAUAUGGUGGUCGUAGCCACAACAAGUCCUCAUGCAAAGCACGGCUCUGA
This is a messenger RNA of Humulus lupulus (European hop), 483 nucleotides long. RefSeq lists its product as uncharacterized. Gene Ontology annotation, molecular function: zinc ion binding. The record is from RefSeq and is a predicted model, not a curated record. Lineage: Eukaryota; Viridiplantae; Streptophyta; Magnoliopsida; Rosales; Cannabaceae. Bases 1 to 483 code for a protein of 160 amino acids. The transcript has a single exon.